This is a messenger RNA of Chelmon rostratus (copperband butterflyfish), 605 nucleotides long. RefSeq names its product ribosomal protein S27 like (gene rps27l). NCBI's taxonomy places the organism in Eukaryota, Metazoa, Chordata, Actinopteri, Chaetodontiformes, Chaetodontidae. The record is from RefSeq and is a predicted model, not a curated record. The transcript has 4 exons. Gene Ontology annotation, molecular function: structural constituent of ribosome; RNA binding. Bases 130 to 384 code for a protein of 84 amino acids. Gene Ontology annotation, biological process: ribosomal small subunit assembly; translation. Gene Ontology annotation, cellular component: cytosolic small ribosomal subunit; ribosome.
AGGUUUUUAUAAUAUCCUCUCGACAACGCUCGGGGAUGUCUCAGCCCCUCAGUUCCUGCUGUUACACAGCUCCGGUUUCUGUUCAACAAGCCCACGUAUGCGCAGCAAAGCGAGCCUAGCACACUGAAAAUGCCUCUGGCUAAAGACCUCCUCCACCCAACCAUUGACCACGAGAGAAGACAACAUAAAAAGAAAAGACUUGUUCAGACUCCUAACUCUUACUUUAUGGAUGUGAAGUGCCCAGGCUGCUACAAGAUUACCACUGUGUUCAGCCAUGCACAGACAGUGGUUCUGUGUGUGGGAUGCUCCACUGUGUUGUGCCAGCCAAAAGGAGGAAAGGCCAGACUGACAGAGGGUUGUUCUUUCAGGAGGAAGCAACAUUAAAAAGGGAUUGCACGUAAUCAUGUCUGUAAUUAAGCCAUGCUGUUGAUAAAUCCCUUAGUUUUCCAUUGAUUACAAUGUAGUUGUGCAUUCACUAAUGACAGGUUCUGUCUCUGUACAGAUGUUCAACUUUUAUGAUACAUUUAUAAACUUGACAUUUUUUAAUAUGCAACAUGCUAAAAAUCAAAUCUGAAUGAGUCAAUAAAGAAAGCUGUUAUAAAAGU